Molecule: messenger RNA, 2076 nt
Organism: Talaromyces rugulosus
Lineage: Eukaryota; Fungi; Ascomycota; Eurotiomycetes; Eurotiales; Trichocomaceae
Exons: 7
Coding region: 1-2076 (691 amino acids)
Biological process (GO): regulation of DNA-templated transcription; DNA-templated transcription
Molecular function (GO): DNA binding; DNA-binding transcription factor activity, RNA polymerase II-specific; zinc ion binding
Source: RefSeq, a predicted model, not a curated record
AUGGCUAGCCCAGGGAAAGGUCUCUCAGCGCGUCGGCGCAUUUCGAUUGCAUGUAGGAGAUGCAAUUCGAAGAAGGUGCGCUGCAAUGCCCAGAAAGACCGUCCUUGCUCGAGGUGUGCGUCCAGGGGCUUCGAAUGUGUCCUGAUCGAUUCCCAGCGUGGCAAAUAUGCGCGGCGCCGGACUGGUGGUAGCCAUGUAAAUGAUCAACGAUCCCCAAUCACAGCCUCGGACGCUCAAUAUCGUGAUGAUGCAUUCCCAGCUUCCAAUCAAUAUAUGCAUACAGCCAGCUCGUUGGAAGAGUUUGAUGCAGGACAAGGUACGCGAACGCAAGAUUCUCCUGCCAUGCUCUAUGCCCAAGUGGCCGAGCAUGGUAUCGACCAGGUACAACGUCCCAUCACUCGAUCAGCCAAGACUUAUUUUCUUGGAGAGGCAUUCAGUCUCACCUAUGUGGUAAAUGAAGUCUUGGCCCCAUUUUUGAGGGGCCCCAAUCCUCAGUAUCAAAGACGAUUGCACUAUCCAAUUUCCGAGGCGUCGUCAUUUACAAAGACACAAACAGGGAACCCGUCCUGGCAACAAGCUAUUCUUCUCCAGGAACGGAGAAUUUACCGCGUUUUAGCACAAGAGCACACUGCAGGUCUUCUAAGCUUUUAUUUCAAAUGGUUUCACCCAGCUUUUCCUAUUAUCGACAAAGAACAGUUCACUCGUCAAGUAGAAGACGGAGAAUCAUCUUUACUAAUUCUCAAUGCGGCUUUGAUGAUUGCCGUUACCAUCUGCCCAGAGGCCGACCUUGUUUCUGCUGGUCUGCCUGAUAGAUAUGCGGCGCGGGAAAUAUUCUAUCGGCAAGCAAAGCUACUGUACGACGAGGAUGCCGAUGUCGACAAGAUUAAUAUAGUCGUGGGAACAUUUCUGCUUAGUUUCUGGUGGGGAGGGCCCGACGAGUCGAAAGAUUCGUGGCACUGGCUUGGAAUUUCUGUCAGUCAAGCUCAAAGCUUGGGGAUGCAUCGUUCAACCCUUCGAUCCGGCAUGGAUCGCGAGAGGAGUAGAAAAUGGAGAAGAAUUUGGUGGUCUAUUAGGAUACGAGAAUCUCUUGUAAGUGGUUCCAUCGGACGACCGCAGCGUUUCACAGAAAAGGACAGUGAUGUCGAAAUGCUUGAGCCUCAGGACAUCAUUGGAGGCGAUGUUCAAAAAGACUACAUAUGCCAAAUGGCUCGGCUUUGCCGAAUACAUCGUACUUCACUAGAAGAUGCAUUGGAGGUCUUCCAGAAGAAUAUUCCUCCUAUACUUCAGUACCAUACUUCGGGGCCGGGUUCUGAACAACGGCUUUGGUCGGCCAUGCUUGCAAUGGCGUUGAACUACACCGCCAUCCUACUUUGCCGACCUGCACGUAGUAUAUAUGGCGAGGACCAAAUAGAGCCCUGGGGAAAUCGCACGCGGGCGUUUAGGGCUGCUAAUGAUGUAUCACGGGUUAUGGAGGAUCUACUGACGGAUUCAAUGGGCCAAGUUUGCCAAAUCCACACAAUUCCCGCUUUAUUCAACGCUCUCGCUAUUCACCUAUCAACAAUCUGCACGUCAAGCUCUGUUGAACGAGAGCUCGCCGAAAAUCGCGUUCGGGUAUGCAUGUUUGGACUAGAAUCCCUUCAGCAAUCAUGGCCGGUUGGCAGUUGGGUUCUCCUCAUGUUCAGAACUGUUAUACGUAUGCUACAGAAAAAGUAUCGCGAAAACCAGCAGGUAAAUCCCGCAAAAGGGAGAUCGGGCGAAAUAUCUAACCUUCACCUGGGGACUCAAUCUUCAAGGAACAACCUACCGAGAAGAGAUGUCAACGUUGAUCUGCGUCCUGUCGGCAAUGCGAGUCCUGUUAGCAACAGUACAGAAAGGUCCCAUCUACAAGGAUAUGGCGAUAUUAAUCUCGAUCUACUCCAGAACAGCUUGGCUCACGGCACCAAUAUGGAAGAGAUUCCCAUCGAUGACUGGACUUUUCUUCAAAGCCUCUUCGAUAUCAAUCCUCACCAAGCUAAUCAACCAGAUUUAGAUGGCUUCUUUGAACCACUAAAUAUACCGGCAUUCGGUAACCCUUGA